Messenger RNA from Lactuca virosa, 742 nucleotides. The record is from the annotation of a GenBank genome assembly. NCBI's taxonomy places the organism in Eukaryota, Viridiplantae, Streptophyta, Magnoliopsida, Asterales, Asteraceae.
AUGGAAGUGCAAACGGUGAACAUGGAUGAACUUCUUCUCCGGACUGCCGAAAUCACGUAUGCCAAAAAACCUCUCGAUACCGAGAUUAGGAAUCUAAUCGAAUGGGGAAGGGAUUUGCUUAAAUUGUCAACAUUCAAGAGUGCAGAGGAGUCGAAGACGAUUGUUAAAUAUGCUAUAUGGAAACUGUAUGAAGCAUUGUUCAUCGAUCCUAAGAAACACGAGGCAUUGUGGUGCAUGGGUAGUGCUCUGACUUCUCUUGCCAUUAUGACUCCUGAUGAUGAUAUAGCUAAAGAUAAUUUUGAUUCGGCUUAUACUUACUUCCAAAAGGCAAUUGCUGAGGAUCCAGGAAAUGAACUUUAUCAGAAAUCAAUUGAAGAGGCUGAAAAGGCGAUUGAAUCACAUGAACAAGCUAUGGCUUCAGGGGCAUCAACAUCUUCCUAUGCCAAGUUAUUGGAGUGUUUGAAGUCACAAAAGAAGGAGUUAUGGCAGUUUGAUGUAUGUGGACGGGUUCUUCUUGCUGUAACCAUUGUGGGGUGUGUAAGAUUUGCAAAAGCUAAUGUGCAUCCACCUCAAUGAUAAGAGCUUUAUGUCUGGUGAUUUUAAGAAGAUAAUUAGGGGUUUAUUUUGAUUUUGAUCAAAAAUUAGAAUUGGUUUUGGUUAAACAUAUUACCUAGAAUUUGAAUUGAUUUCUCAUGAUUUGUUGAUAAUGAUAGUAUGUGUUAUGAUUUAUUGUGUUUUGGAG